AUGGUGAUUGGAGAGGUGGAGAUGCAAUCAUCCAUUAUCAUUGAAGAAGAAGCAGGCAGUGACCUGGCAGUCCAUAUCGAAACUGCUGUGCCAAGAAGUACUUCUCGGGCUUUCAUGGGUCAAGAAGAUAUUGAUGGGGUGAACCAAGGAGGCAAGGCAUCUAAGAGGUAUGAUGGGCGAGGGAGCCAUUUAGGCGAGCUGGUCCCAUUUGGGCUAGCUGACCAAUCUAUUGAACCGCUAUCCUGCGUGGUGGGGGCGAGUAGAGGGGACUUGGGCGAGCAGGCGAGCGAAAAGGUGGGCAAGCUUGGUGAUGUGGACAAGGGCGAGUAG
Molecule: messenger RNA, 330 nt
Organism: Ilex paraguariensis (yerba mate)
Lineage: Eukaryota; Viridiplantae; Streptophyta; Magnoliopsida; Aquifoliales; Aquifoliaceae
Source: the annotation of a GenBank genome assembly